Aspergillus tanneri is the source of this 360-nucleotide messenger RNA. RefSeq lists its product as uncharacterized. The transcript is spliced from 3 exons. The record is from RefSeq and is a predicted model, not a curated record. NCBI's taxonomy places the organism in Eukaryota, Fungi, Ascomycota, Eurotiomycetes, Eurotiales, Aspergillaceae. The coding region runs from base 1 to 360 and encodes 119 amino acids.
AUGGCAAUUAUUAGCAAAGAGACAGGUAUUGGGGGACUCAAUUACAUUCAUAAUAAACUCGGCCUCGCCCACGAACAUGUGGAUUCCAAGAACAUCCUCCUCUCCUACACCACAUGCCGCGUAAAGCUAGGGGCUUUACUGGUCGAUUUGAAAGAGCCUGGAACGAGCGGCCGCAAUCCGGGAACCCUGCAGCUCGCAAGACCCCAGGACGUCAGUGAUUUGUGCAAUGAAUUUAUCCAACAGUCCGCAACAUUAAGUGCAGAGGCACUCCUGAAAGUAAGCAAGCCUAGUGUCCUACCAAGCGCUGCUAACAAAAUUAGCACGACUUUCUUCUCAAGUUCCCAGGAGUUGGCCGCAUGA